Molecule: messenger RNA, 793 nt
Organism: Gadus chalcogrammus (walleye pollock)
Lineage: Eukaryota; Metazoa; Chordata; Actinopteri; Gadiformes; Gadidae
Product: rho-related GTP-binding protein RhoA-B
Exons: 5
Coding region: 108-689 (193 amino acids)
Biological process (GO): small GTPase-mediated signal transduction; cell migration; stress fiber assembly
Cellular component (GO): cleavage furrow; dendritic spine
Molecular function (GO): GTPase activity; GTP binding
Source: RefSeq, a predicted model, not a curated record
CGCCCCCAAGCAAACCCAAGAACAGGCAGUCUCGCAGUUAUUCAGCGACGAAGAAGGCCAGUCAAAUAUAUCAGGAAAUUAUAUUGCUUUAAAACCCAUUAGUAGUUAUGGCAGCAAUUCGAAAAAAGCUGGUCAUAGUGGGGGAUGGAGCCUGUGGAAAAACAUGUCUGCUCAUAGUGUUCAGUAAGGACCAGUUCCCAGAGGUCUAUGUACCCACUGUGUUCGAGAACUAUGUUGCUGACAUUGAGGUGGAUAGCAAACAGGUUGAGCUGGCUCUUUGGGAUACAGCCGGUCAAGAGGACUACGACAGAUUGCGUCCACUUUCCUACCCAGAUACUGAUGUCAUUCUCAUGUGUUUCUCCAUCGAUAGCCCCGACAGUCUUGAGAACAUCCCCGAGAAGUGGACCCCCGAGGUCAAACACUUCUGCCCCAACGUUCCAAUUAUCCUGGUGGGGAACAAGAAAGACCUGCGCAACGACGAGCACACCCGCCGGGAGCUUGCCAAGAUGAAGCAGGAGCCCGUGAAACCGGAGGAAGGCCGUGACAUGGCCAACAAGAUCAGUGCCUUCGGAUAUAUGGAGUGCUCUGCGAAAACAAAGGAUGGCGUGAGGGAAGUGUUUGAGAUGGCCACCAGGGCGGCGCUACAGGCCCGGCGGGGCAAGAAGAGCAACAAGUGUCUUCUGCUGUAGAGGGGCCACUGCUUCCUGACGUGGGAGCGUGGAGGGGGAGCAACGCGAGAGAGGAACCAACGGACCACCCCCCCCCACCCCCUGCCACCUACGACCGACCCAAA